Clunio marinus is the source of this 2201-nucleotide messenger RNA. Lineage: Eukaryota; Metazoa; Arthropoda; Insecta; Diptera; Chironomidae. The record is from the annotation of a GenBank genome assembly.
GCCGAGAAGCCGGAAGAGUUAAGACGUGUUUGUUUAUUUUGCCAAACCAGAAGAUAUCGUGAAUCGGAAAUUUAAAUUAAUGUGAUUUUAAUUCAAAACACAAAACAGGUGAUAUGCUGAAAUUGCAUUAAACCAUAAAAAGUAUUAAUUCAAGGAUUUGAAGUGUAAUAAAACUAAAGAAAUUUGAUAUAAAAAUUUGAAACAAAAGUUGAGCGUUCACAAUCGUUUUGACCAGGGCUGGGACCUGGCUGGUUCAACAACAUCAACAGCAUACAUUAUUUAGUUUUAUUAAAUAUAAAAUAUUCGCCAUGCCGAUGAAAGAACUUUUUCAUCGUCUUCAACCUAUACAAGUUUAUGUUGUGCUUGUUUUGAGCAUACUUUACUUCAUGGUACAAAUGUUCAUCAGUCAAAAAUCGCAAUCAAUUACGCUUCUCGUUCAUGCCUAUCACAUGCUCUGCAACAUAAUUGCUUUGAGUGGCUGCAUCAUAACAUUAAAGAGCACCGACAAGGCUACAAAGCGUUUGUCACAUUCAUCAAGCGAGUCUUCAGCUGAUUUCGAAAAUCAACAGCAACAGCAGAAAGAAAUAAUUGAGACAAAGAAACAACAACAUGAGAAAAGUUUGAAGAAUACUUUUGGGUGGGCACGUGUUGAUGUUUUAACUAUGGUGAUCGUUUGUACAUUUCUCACAUCACUUUGCUUCUCAAUUGUUGUUGAAGUGAUUCAAACGCUUUUUCACAUUGAACACAAAGAUCAUAUUGAACACGAGGAUAAAUUUCAUAGCUACAGUUACGAGAUUUGCGUUGUUGUUGGUGCGAUUGGACUUGUUUUAAAUGGCAUCAGUUACCUGCUAAUUGGCGGCUACACAUAUCAUCAAGGAAGCUUUCUUCAAUUAUCUGAAGAUGGAAAUGUUUUCAUCUUGGAUCGUGUCGUUACUGAUGGACGGAAAAUUUCUGAUUCAAAAGCAAAAAUUGAACAGAAAUCACAAAAGGUUCACGAGUUGUCACGAGAUGUUUGUAGUGCUGUUAUUGUUAUCAUUUGUUCAGUGAUAAUUGUGUUUUGUAAAGAGAAAGAAUCAAUAUUUGCUCGAUUGGUUGAUCCAAUUUUGUCGCUCGUGUCGAUUGGAGUUCUUCUUGUAUUGUCGUAUCCUUACAUGAAAGAAGCUGCUUCCAUUCUUCUUCAAACAAUUCCCGAUACAAUUGACAUUGAAGACUUUCAAAAGAAUAUUUUGGAGAAGUUUCCAGAGAUUCAAUCAAUUCACGAUCUUCACAUUUGGCAAUUAACGCAACAGAAAUUUGUCUCGACAGCUCAUUUUAUCUUUCAAGAUCCUUCAGUUUAUAGACAUAUUAUUGACAAUAUUCUCACGUUUUUCCAUGAGCAAGGAAUUAACAUUGUGACAAUUCAACCUGAAUUUGUGUCUCUUGACGGCGAAGUUUCGACAAAUGUCGAUGAGAUUAAACCAUUAGUAGAUGGAAAUGCAAAAGAUUUUUGUCUUGUUGCAUGUCGUCAAACUACAUGUGAAGAGAAAGUUUGUUGUAAGCGUCAAAGUUCAGAUGAUUCAGGUAAAUCAAGUGAUCCGAAAUCAAAAAGCGAUGUUCAACUCGAACAGAUUAUAUCGGUGAGAAAUAUUAGCGCAGAAGAAUUAAAUACAUUGAGUAACAGCAGUUCUGUGAAGUCAUUAAACUUACCAGAGUCAGGAAAUUCUUCUCAAGUCGAAAUUAAUGAUAAAAGAUCUUUCGCUUCACUUUAUACCCCUUCAAAGACACGUCAUGCUCAUAAACUCCAAAAAGCUAUCUCAGCCAUUGACCAAGAACAUCAACAGAUCCCCACCACAAGUGAAAGUGACGGGAUUCAUCUCGUCAGUUUCAAGAAAUUCGUCAGCGAGUCUAUGAUUAAAAGUAGCGAGCAAGACAAUCUCAAUAGUGACAUCCUCGUAGAAAAUCGUUUGCUAGAACAGUUGAACACAACUGACAACAAUGAGACUGAGGAUUUGCACGAGAAAUGUGAUAAAGAAACCUGAAGUGUCCGCAGUUAAACUCAACUCAUUGGUCACUUCCUUUUCUCAAGCUGCCAUAGGAAAAUUUAUGAAAAUACUUUUGCAUUUUAUUUUGCAUCAAAUUUUAAUAUUUUUUAAACUUAUUGAGAGUUAUCAUUGUAGAAAUAAAGUUUUAAGUUUAUUAAAAUAUGUUGACAUGAUUCAGAA